CUGCGUGCGUGCGGUCUAACGGUAAACGGAGCGGAGCUCGUUGUGAGAGCGAGAGAGCGCGCUCGUGUGUGUGUGUGAAAGAGAGUGAGUGUGUGUGUGUGCGAGCCAGACGGAGACCGAGGCGGAGACAGAGAUAGUCCAGGAGAUAAAUCUAGAGAAGCGUUAAAGCGAAUAAACUGCAAGCGGAGGAGAAAUCACUUACAUGUUAUUUUAGUUUUUGUUUUUUGAGUGCAAGCUAAUGCAAAAUUAAUAAGCCAAGGCGACAAGUAAUUCUCUCAGAGACACACACACACACACACAGGAUUUUUUUUUGGGAACGCGAUGAUGGAGCAAAGUGUGCGAAAACAGACAGCAGCGACGACGACAACGACGACGAACAGGAACAGGACUGCCGGCGGCAUAGAAGCCCCGAGCAUAGCCAAUGCCAACGCCACAUCCACAGCAGCUGCAGCAGCAUCCUGCCCAACAUCCGCCUCCGCAUCCACCUCCUCCUCCUCGUCAUCGUCGGUGUCAUCGGCCACCUGUUCGGCGACCAUCGUUCAGGCAAAGCAGCGGCCGCCGCCCCUGAAAACGGCCACGACAACGGUGACCACCACAUUGGUGAGCAGCAGCGAAGGCGGCCAGCCGCUGCCGCCAUCCGUUGGAGGUGGCACUGGCGGCCCAGGUGGAGGAGGAGGAGGUGGUGGUCAUGCUGGUGGCCCAGGAGCCAGUUAUCGAGGCGCUGCCACUUUGACCACACCCUCCACGCCCAGGAUCGAGCUGAGUAGGGCCUCCAGUUCGUCGCAUCACGAGGAGGAUAGCCGGGAGAGCAGUCCGGAGAAUGUAUUCGAGCAGGUCGGCACUGGCACCCUACAGGAAACGAUUGGCCUUGGCUUCCGGGAGGAGGGCGCCCUCGAGCUGCGCAGCUCCACCGAGGAGCUAUACUUCAUGGAUCCCGAGCAAAAGAAGGAGGAACAGGAGCGCAUUCAGCAGCAGCAGCAGCAGGCCAAACGCUCGUCGCCGCACAUCUUCAAGUUCGAUGACCACCAGAGCUACCUGCAGCAGCACCAGCGCAAGGACUCGGCCAGCUCUGAGGUGGCCGCCCUGCUCUGCAUCUCCGGCCGCACCAGUCGCAUCUCCAGCGUGGGCAGCCAGGGAUCAGCAGUUAGCCGCUUGUCGGCGGUUUCUGGAGUCUCACGAUCCCCGUCGCCCCACCGCAUGCUCCUGGAGACCUCCUUCUGCGGCCCCAAGCCCAUGGAGCUGGUGGGCACCGGCGGCGGUGGCGGAGGAACUGGCAGUAGCGCCUCAACGGCGGCCAGCUCGACGCACAGCCAAGCGGAGGGUGGAAUGCCGGGUGCUGGCACUGUGGCGGCCAAUGCCGCUCUCCUGGAGCAGCUGCUGCUGGCACGCAAGCAUGAUCCCACACAGGCAGUGCUGGCCGAGGGUAUCAAGGUGCUGCCACCGGCUCCAGGUGCUGCCACCUCCUCCUCCUCCGCUGCCGCCAGUCGUCGGAGCAGGCAGCAUAAUGGUGAGAAGGAGAAGCCCAGUCCAGCCAGCACAUUGACCAUGGGUGCGCAGCGUCGGAGCACCAAGAGUCCAGGACAAAUGGUGGUGGGCAAGACGGCCAGUGGCACGGAGUACAUAAGGAUAAAUCUUCGUCCGGAUCACAUGUACAGCGACAAGGGCAUAGCGGCCAACGAAAGGGUGGUGGAGGCGCCCAACCAACUGGCUCCAGUGUACUCAAAGCCAGCCUCUUUGAGUUUGCAAGGAGGAGGAGGAGCAUCAGCUCCUCUGGAGGAUCAUCAUCGCCUCACACCCACAGCUAGUCCCAAGCCGGGACGCCGCCUCAAUAGUCGCUCACCCUCACCGGCCACUGGCGGUGGUGGUGGUCCCGUUUCCCGCAAAAGCUCCUUUAGCUCGCUGUUCCGUCUGGGCAAGGACUCGCCAGAUUCACCCAGAGAUUCGGCCAGGUCGCGCAGCAAAAGCAAGGAGCGUCCAGCCACAGCCUCAGGCUGCUCAACAGGAGGAUCAGGCACUGGCGGUGGCUCUCAGAAUGUCACGCCCAGCAAACAAAAGUCCGUGUUGGCCAUCUUUAAGCCUGGCAAACGGGGCAGCCAGAGCAGCAAGAGCUCCUCGCCCAUAGAGUCCAACCAAAUGGAUGCAGUACCACCACCACCGCCGCCAGCACCAGGCUCUCACAAUAGGACACCAGCUGGGUCACGACCUGGCAGUAGGUUGCGCUACUACGAUGAGCCCGUGGAGGGCUACAUACACAUACCACUUCACACGCCGCCCGACGAACGGGAGGCUCGAUCCCUGCUGCAGGGCAUCCAGCAGUUGGCACAUGCCGCCCAGGCCAGCAUGGAUCCAUCGCCGCUUCCCACCCACCGAGCUGUGGUCAGGGGGACAGAGGGGCAGGGACAGGGACAGGGAGGUACUCCCCAGGGCACCCAGAUCACGGCCAUCCAACUGGCCGCAGCAGCUGCUGCCCUGCGUCCGGUGGCCCAAAGGACCAAGGUGGCCCAGCGACCCGAUCUUGAUGCCAUACAAUCGCUGCCCAGUCAAGAGGAUCCACCGGGGCUAGGUCCAGGGGAACUCCAACAAAUCCAGGCGGUCCAAGCCAACUGGAGUUUGGAGGUGCAGCGUCACACAAGCAGCUCUCAGGAUUCCCAGGAGACCACAGCCGAAUCGGUGGUCAGUUCGGUGGUCAGUGCCCGGGCGGCCAAUCUGGCACAGCAGAGGGAUCAAGCGGUGACAUCAUCCUCGGAGAUGCAGCGUCUGCCCUCCGUGGAGAGCACACAGAGUGCCUGCGAACCCAGGCUGGUGCACACGGUGGCCACUGUGAAUGCCAAUCCCAAUCCAGAUCUGGAAACAGCGGCAGCCAAGGAGCGCCGACGCCUGCUGUUUGCCACCCGCUUGGGCUCGGGCAGCCAGGAGCAGCUUUUUUCUACACAAUUUAGCAUCUCCAAGACGGAGAGCCAGUCUAGCCAGCUGUCGGAGCAGGUGGAUCACUCGGGGGGCAGUACUCCAGCCACCACGUCAACGUCUAUGGUUACGGGUGUGGGGGGUGUGACCAUGGCAGAUGGUCUGCAGCGGCAGGGAACGGUCAUUAGGCGGGUGGAGCCGGUGGUGCCGCCUCCACCACCUCCUAGGGGAGUGGGUAUUUGUAGCUCCGAGGAAGAGCAGCAGGAGAAGCACCAGGAGAAGCAGGAGAAGUACCAGGAAAAGCACCAGGAGAAGCACCAGGGAACCAGCCAAGUGGUGAUGCGAACCAAGCACAAAUCCCGUCCCAGUUCCGAGGAUGAGGCCCCACCACCACCGGCGGAUCUUCGCCACUCUCGCUACCUGGAGAACUUUGAUGUGCGCCGAAAGCUCCAUGAGAAUCUGCCAGACGCCACGGAGGAGGCUCCCGCCCAGGCUAUCAUUCCCAGGAAGCCCAAGCGCCAGAGUAUACCCGAAUCCAGCAGGCGUGAAACCCCGCCCAGCUAUAGUUCCGGCACAGUAACGCCCACCACGCCCACGCCCACGACAGCGGCCCAGCGGCCAUCUCCAACUUCCAACACAGUGGCGGCUCCUCCUCCUCCUCCUCAUCCAGUUGCUGCUGAGCUAAGCUCUUCCUCCUACAGAGAUGCACCCACCACCAGCUGCUACAAGGAUCCCCUGACCUCCGCCUCAGCCACACCCACACCCACACCCACGCCAGAUCCCAUGCUGAUCUCUCCACCGCCCGAGCGUCGUCACUCUCAAUCCACGGAUGAGCAUGAGCCAGUGGAAUCGUCGGAGAGUGAAAGGGAUUCGGAUAUGGCGGCCAGUUCAUCGGUGACAACAGCCGUGCCCGCUGGCGGGGAUUUGGCGGGGAGCAAGCGGCAUCAUCACAACUUUCCACGCAAUGUGUGCGUCAUCGAGGAGCACGAAAGCACCGGUUUGGUGUCCCAGGAAUCCUUUGACGACGAGCUGCCCUACAUACCCACCACGCUGCCCGAGGAGCGGGCUCAGGGCGUGCCCCUCAUCCCAAUGAGAGAGCGGGCCAAUAUGGAGCUAAAGACAUGUCCUGUGGACAGGCCGCGCUCCACCACGCCCCUGAAUCCCUCGCAUUUGGAGGAGUAUUGCACGGGGAUUAUGAUGCCGCAGGAGGAAAUGGAUGGUUUAGGAGCAGGAACAGGAGCUGGCACCAUAAUGAGUGCUGCUUUGGGCAAUGGAGCAGCCGGAGGAGGUGGUGGUGUCGGAGGAGGUAUAGUGGGCCCGGGAGGACCUCCUGUGCGUGGCGAAAAGCUAAGGAUAAGUCUGCCACGCAAGGAAUCCUUGGGCAAGGAGCGCAUCCAGAGCUCCAAGUCACCGCGUCGCGUGUCCAAUGCCAGCGGCAAAUCCUGGUUUGAGUUUGCCGAGGAGGGACUCCGGGCCAAUAACAACCUGGAGCGCAAGGAUUCAGCCAAGCAGCUGCUCCCAGUGGUGACGCCACCACCUCAAGUGCAAAACCAGUCUCCCAGGACGCCCUCUGCGAACCUGGAGGAGCCCAAACCGAAGGCCUCCACACAGCGCAAGCUGUCUGGUCACUGGAUUGACUUUGAGAAUAUACCGGAGAAGCGGAAGCCGGCCAAGCGGAUCACCACGCUGCCCAAGGAAACGCUGGCCAGCAGCAACAGCAACCGCAGUGAUGUCACCGGUGUGGCCGCCACCACCAGUUCCUCAUCCGCCUGUGGUAGCCACCAUCGUUCCGGCUCUGGCCACCACCAUCACCACCAUCAUCACCAGAACCAGCAGCAGCAGCAUCAGCACCAGCACCAGAGCAAGACCACCACGGAGGGCGGCGACAAGCUGCACUACAACUACGUCAAGCCGGAGGAUUGCCAGUGCGAGUGCCAUGAGGCGGAGCGCGUGGAGUCUGGGGCGGGGGAUACCAGCACGGGCACGGGCACAGGCACUGAAACGGGUCCCAGCACGGGCACUGGCACCGGCAGCGAGUCCCUGGCCUCGGUGGAGCUGCUGCAGCAUGGCGAGGACAUGUUGCCCCUGCUGGAACCGGAAGCCACGCAGGCGGAUGGCCGGAUCUAUGGCGACGAGGAUCAGAUGGCGGUGCAUCACAGUGGCAACAACAAGGGUGGCGUUAUUAAUAGGCACGAUGAGUUCCCACGCCGCGACACUGGCUCGAGUCCUCGCACUCGCAAAUUCCCCGAUAGAAAGUAAGCUGUCAUAAUGAUCUCCAGGAAAAAAAAAAGACAAACAAAAAAAUAGGAAAACCAGAAACCUAUCUCUAUAUGUAAGUGGCGUCACUAAGCUAAGGGCCCUCCUUCCUGGCCUAUAUCCUUAAUGUACCUCAAGCCGAGUGGUUGUUAAACGUGCGGAAGCGGAAGUGCAAUCGAAAGCGGAAGUGGAAGCGGUAGCAGGGCUGCAAUGAUGCGUCGUCGUAUACACUCACACUUUCGACUCGAUUAGUUAAACUCAAUACUGAAAUACAUAAACAUACGAUAACGAUAACGAUAACGAUUAAUGCUAACGAUAACGAUAAAUAUGCAUACGAUACUCGACUCGAUACAUACAGCUGUGUUCACGGAAAUAGCAGUGCCCCACGACCUGCACGUUUAAGAUUGGAAAAUACUAUUACAAACACUAUUUUCAU
Molecule: messenger RNA, 5596 nt
Organism: Drosophila kikkawai
Lineage: Eukaryota; Metazoa; Arthropoda; Insecta; Diptera; Drosophilidae
Product: pneumococcal serine-rich repeat protein
Source: RefSeq, a predicted model, not a curated record